UGUUGUUGUGGUAUUCCUUAUCUCUUCUAUUUGAUCAUUUAAUACGCGAUAGUGAUAACUGUUUCAAUUACAAUUGUAGAAUUGUUAAUUUUAUUGUUUUUACGACGGCGCUAUGGAAGGUUUAAGAAAAAUCGGGGCGUUCGUCUUACGAACGCAGUUAGCGGUUUCUAGAAAUGGUUUCUCAUCGAAAGCGGGUUUACUGAGCGAUGUAAAUGUGCUAGAUCUGAGUCGUGUGAUUGCUGGACCUGUGUGUUCCAUGUCUCUCGGGGACUUGGGGGCGAAUGUUAUCAAAGUUGAGAGCUUGGAGGGCGACGAGGCCCGCCGCUGGGGUCCUCCAUUUAUAAAGGACAGUAAAGACUCGUUUUACUUUCUCUCUGUGAACAGGAAUAAGAAGAGUAUUUGUAUUGAUUUGAAGUCAAAAGAAGGCAAGAAGGUAGUAUAUGACUUGGCGAGGAAAUGUGAUGUGUUAGUAGAAAACUUUCUGCCCGGCAAGUUAGACCAGCUCGAGGUGGGCUAUGAGAAGCUAAAGACAGUUAACCCGAAGCUGAUAUAUUGUGCUAUCACAGGAUUUGGUGCUACUGGUCCUUAUGCUAAGAAACCUGGGUAUGACGUCAUAGCAUCAGCUAUGGGCGGUUUCCUGAACACGACGGGCGAACGAAACGGCGACCCCGUGAAGGCGGGCGUCGCCAUCACUGACGUCACGACCGGACUGCACGCGUUCGGCGCCAUCAUGACCGCGCUCUACUACAGACAGAAAACCGGCAAGGGACAGAAGAUAGACUGCAACCUCCUCUCCACGCAAAUAUCGAGCAUGAUCAAUAUAGCCACUAUAUACCUCAACUGUGGGAUCGAAGGCCAGCGGUGGGGCACCGCCCACGCCAACCUGGUCCCCUACCAAGCAUUCAAAACGAAAGACGGACAUAUCGUCAUAGGAACAGGGUCCAAUGCGCAAUUCGCAGACUUCUGCAAACUUAUCAACAAAGAAGAAUUAAUUCACGAUGAGAGGUUCAAAGACAACUCGAAUCGAGUUGAGAAUAGAGAUGAGAUCGUCAGGAUUUUGAAUGACGUUAUAAAAACUAAGACGACUAAGGAGUGGUCGGCCGUUUUUAAGAACGCAACUUUUCCUAAUGGGCCUGUUAAUAAGAUGAAGGAUGUGUUUGAGGAUGAGCACGUUAAAGCCAUAGGAUUGGUGAAGGAGUUGCAGCAUCCUGAUGCUGGGACAGUGAAGGUUGUCGGACCCCCCACGGUGUAUGAGCUGGGGGGCAACGAGGCCAGGACAGCCCCCCCGAAGUUAGGACAGCACACUAGAGAUAUACUCUCCAACUUCUUAGGGUACCAUGAGAAGAAGAUCGAGGGACUUUUUGAUAGUAAAGCUGUGCGAUAAUAAUUGGAACAGGGGUUUUGUUACUUUUGUAUUGUAAUUUAUUUUCCGAAUGACCCUCUAGAGCGCGUAGCUGUGAUUACGUUGCGACAGCCGCGCACGCAGACGCGGAAGAAAGUCGUAUGGACCGAGGACACGGUCGACAAUGAGCACAUGAACAAGAAGAAGUCAAAAUGCUGCUGCAUAUACGAGAAGCCGAAGAAGUUCGGCGAGUCGGACUCGGAGGAGAGCGACGACGACGAGUGCGAGCACUGCUUCGGGCACGUCGAGAAGAAGCGCGGCAAGCACCACCACCACGAGCACUCGCCCGACUGCCAGAUGCACGCCGCGACCAACACACAGACACAGGUAGAGCCUGCGCCGGCGGCGGAGCAGACCGCGACGAUGACGCUCCACCAGGCCGAGCCCGCGCCCGCGCCGCCCGACAUCCCCGGCCCCGCCGCCAAGCACGACCAGCCCGCGCAGUAACACUACACCAGCAUAACCUAGUUUACAAGUACCAUGUCUGACGUCAAUUUUACUAUUCAAUAGUAAAAUAGUUCCGAAGACCUAUCACCACGUCUUAACAAUAUUACAGUUUAAAAGAGAGACCCCAGUACAUGCCUUGUAAUGCGCUGUCUUGCUUCUAAGAUGCGCUCCAAUGUAUCAACUACAAAUGAGAUCCAUUGUUAGCAUGUUUUCUAAGUCGUCUGGUAUCCGAAGACUUGAAUUGCCUCGUGUUUGAAAGACUUUAAAAUUAAAUACUAUCUAGUUGUCAUCAGGCAGUAGAUCAAUACUCUUCCUACUUAUUAAUAAGAGUGAUAAUUUUCAUAAUUAUAUUAGUAAACAAAUUCUGAUGUUAUUGGCUGUUAAUUACUGUUUAUGUCCUGCUAAAUUGGCAAUGGGAGCUAUUUCUACGUAAUUGCCUUAUACCUCGGAUACCCAUUACAUGGGUUAAAUGUCAUUGCCGUACAAAAAAAAUUGCAAUCUCUGAAAUUGCAUUUCGAGGCGUUACUAAGUUAUCAAGCCCUUUCUCGAGGAGAUUAGGUAGUAAUUUACUAAGGAACAUAAUGUUCAGUUGAUGGUAAUUAAAUUAGACGUUUUCGUAUUAUUUUUUUAAAGGAUUAGAUGCCAACAACUCCUUCGUGCGGGAGUGGACUUUAAACUAUUUUUCAGACAUCGUACAUGUAAACUUGGUGUAUGGUCACUACACACAAACAUAUGCCUAUACUCUUCUCUCUUUUCAUAUGUAAGAUGUGGUACAUCAGAACAUACCUAGAAUAACAUAAGUAUUGAGAAGUAACUUCGAUAGCCUAUUAUCACCUCUUAAAAUGUACCGUUUUAAGAAACGUUCGUGGGUGAGAGAGGUCGCUAUAUGCCGUAUCUAUCUCGCGCCCACAACUACAGUAAUAUAACUUUAAACGUGAAAUAUUCUCCUCAAAAUUCUAAAAUACAGGAAUCUGUAUAAAACGGGGUUACUCAAAGUGGCGGCCAGUAUUUUAGCAAUUAGCGGGGAUUAUGCGUUCACUGAGGAUAGAGGAAGGAACUAAGGAGUAACUGAUAUUGUAAGUCCUGUGUAAGAACCGCGUGCCUAGAUGGAAUCACUAGGAGUAUAAAGGUAGUUGCUAACUGCCUAAAGUCAACUAAAAUCUGGUAGAGGAUACGAUAGGCGACUGGGUCCUAAAGUGUGCUCAUUUCUUCGACCUUCGACCACGAGAUAAUGUGCAUGAUCGAUGAAAUUAUUUUAUUUUAUUAGGGAAACAAACAGAUAUUAUAUAUAAACAAUUACAAUCAUAAUAAACUACACAUAAUCCAAAACAGUUUCCACACUUAAACAAUACAUUCGCGCCAAGAAUGUUAAACAGGUAUGAAAAAGAGGAGAAAAACAACAUUUCAGUAUCAAAAAUAAAUAAAAAUAAAAUUCUUCCUUGCAUCAAACUAAAAUGUUGAAGUUAAAAAAAUCUCAAAUGCUGAUGGGAACCAAAAAAUUUUGAAUGACUCUUUCAAAUUUAGGAAACGAAAUGUUAAAAACAUCUAAGAAAAAAUACAAUAUUUCAGUAUCAAAAAUAAAAAUAAAAAAUCUUCUAUGUAUCAAACUAAAAAAAUCUCAAAUGUUGAGAGGAACCAAACAAUCGUGAAUGAUUUUUUUAAAUUUAGGAAACGACAGGAUUAAAACAUCUAUGAGGGUAUCACUAUUACCGUUAUUUAUAAGAUCAUUAUACAGCCGGCUUAUUAUGAAACGAUACCUCGUGUAAGGAGGAUCAAAUAAAUAAGUACACGUUAGGGCCCAGUCUGCGUUAUCCUACAGGUCUAUAAAUACACUCAUACGAUCUGAACUCCCAAAAAUACGCGGCUAGGUCAUUGUCACGCAACAACGACACAAGUGGCAGUAUAGUAAUCGCCCAAUCCCUAUUAAGUUAGCGAACACACCAGCAUGCGUGGUGUUUUAAUUAAACUGGUAUAUGGAUUUUCUGGAGAUGGAACAAAUCAUCACUAUCCUUAAUCCAAUGAUAAUUAUUGAAAUAAAAUGCCGUCUCGUAUUGGAUGCGACUGAGAAUAAAAAAAAACGUGUACAAUUGUGUAUUUAGUAUAAUUAAUGUGGCAUAUUAUGUUAUUAUAAUUUGUUAUAUUUUCAUUGUCAUAGUAAGUUAAAACAUUUACAAUGUUCUUUUGUCUUAAGAAUGAUCAUUUCUAUGUUAGCAGAUGGUGCGCCAAUCCUUUAUCGACAUAAUGAGUUUUAUUUAUUUACGUAUUCCAUUUCAUUCAUUUAUACCUAAAUGUAACUGAUUCCUUGUUUUAUUAUGUUAAGUAACUUAGUUGUAGCGAUUAAACAUUUAUUUCCAUUA
This is a messenger RNA of Trichoplusia ni (cabbage looper), 4206 nucleotides long. RefSeq names its product succinate--hydroxymethylglutarate CoA-transferase-like. Gene Ontology annotation, molecular function: protein serine/threonine phosphatase inhibitor activity; catalytic activity. The record is from RefSeq and is a predicted model, not a curated record. Lineage: Eukaryota; Metazoa; Arthropoda; Insecta; Lepidoptera; Noctuidae. The transcript is spliced from 6 exons.